AUGUGUGGCAUUUUCGGUUACAUCAACUACCUCGUUGAGAGGGACCGCAAGUUCAUCCUUGAUACCCUGCUUAACGGUCUCUCGAGACUCGAGUACCGUGGCUAUGACUCUGCGGGUCUUGCCGUGGAUGGUGACAAGAAGAACGAAGUCUGCGCCUUCAAGGAAGUCGGAAAGGUCGCCAAGCUGAAGGAGCUCAUCGAGGAAUCCAAGCCCGACUUGACCAAGACUUUCGAGUCUCAUGCCGGUAUCUCCCACACCCGUUGGGCUACCCACGGAACUCCCUCUCGCCAGAACUGCCACCCUCACAGAUCUGACCCCAACUGGGAAUUCUCCGUGGUCCACAAUGGUAUCAUCACCAACUACAAGGAGCUGAAGGCUUUGUUGGAGAGCAAGGGUUUCCGCUUCGAGACCGAGACCGACACGGAGUGCAUUGCCAAGCUCACGAAAUACCUGUACGACCAGCAGCCCGAUAUUGAUUUCACUGUCCUGGCCAAGGCCGUUGUGAAGGAGCUCGAGGGUGCCUUCGGUCUCCUGAUCAAGUCCGUCCACUACCCUCAUGAGGUGAUUGCCGCCCGGAAGGGUUCUCCCCUCGUCAUUGGUGUGAGGACCUCCAAGAAGAUGAAGGUGGACUUCGUCGACGUGGAGUACUCUGAGGAUGGUGCUCUUCCCGCUGAGCAGGCCUCUCAGAAUGUGGCGAUCAAGAAGUCCGCCGCUGGAUUGCUGGCGCCUCCGGACAAGUCCCUCCUUCACCGCUCGCAGUCGCGGGCCUUCCUCUCCGAUGAUGGUGUUCCCCAGCCGGCCGAGUUCUUCUUGUCGUCCGACCCGUCCGCCAUCGUGGAGCACACCAAGAAGGUCCUCUACCUGGAAGAUGAUGACAUUGCCCACGUGCACGAGGGCCAGCUGAACAUCCACCGCUUGACCAAGGACGAUGGUACCUCCAACGUCCGUGCCAUCCAGACCAUUGAGCUGGAACUGCAGGAGAUCAUGAAGGGCAAGUUCGAUCACUUCAUGCAGAAGGAGAUCUUCGAGCAGCCCGAGUCCGUUGUGAACACGAUGAGAGGUCGUUUGGAUGUCGCCAACAAGCAGGUUACGCUUGGUGGUCUUCGCCAGUACAUCUCGACCAUCCGCCGCUGCAGAAGAAUCAUUUUCGUUGCCUGCGGUACUAGUUAUCACUCGUGUAUGGCAGUCCGUGGAGUGUUUGAAGAGCUCACCGAGAUCCCCAUUUCCGUGGAGUUGGCCUCGGAUUUCCUGGACAGACAAGCUCCGGUGUUCCGUGAUGAUACCUGUGUCUUCGUCUCCCAGUCUGGUGAAACCGCCGAUUCUCUGAUGGCCCUGCGCUACUGUCUGGAGCGGGGAGCCUUGACCGUUGGUAUUGUCAACGUUGUCGGCUCCUCUAUCUCUAUGAUGACCCACUGUGGUGUGCACAUCAACGCCGGUCCCGAAAUCGGUGUUGCCUCCACCAAGGCCUACACCUCUCAAUUCGUCGCCAUGGUCAUGUUCGCUCUGUCCCUCAGCGAGGAUCGGGCCUCGAAGCAGAAGAGACGGGAAGAGAUUAUGGAGGGUCUUUCCAAGAUCUCCGACCAGUUCCGCGAGAUCCUGAAGCUCAACGACCCCAUUAAGCAAAUGUGCGCCAAGUUCUUCAAGGACCAGAAGAGUCUGCUUCUGCUGGGCAGAGGUGGCCAGUUCCCUACUGCGUUGGAGGGUGCCCUUAAGAUCAAGGAGAUUUCCUACCUGCAUUGCGAGGCUGUCAUGUCUGGUGAACUGAAGCAUGGUGUCCUCGCCCUUGUGGACGAGAACCUGCCCAUCAUCAUGAUCCUGACCAGAGAUAACAUCUUCUCCAAGUCCCUUAACGCCUACCAGCAAGUUAUUGCUCGUGGCGGCCGUCCUAUUGUCAUCUGCAACAACGAUGACCCCGAAUUCUCCUCCGCGCAGACGGAAAAGAUCGAAGUGCCCAAGACUGUCGACUGCCUCCAGGGUCUGCUCAACGUCAUUCCCCUGCAGUUGAUCGCUUACUGGCUUGCCGUGGGUGAAGGUCUCAACGUGGACUUCCCCCGCAACCUUGCCAAGUCUGUGACUGUCGAGUAA
This is a messenger RNA of Aspergillus terreus NIH2624, 2085 nucleotides long. RefSeq names its product glutamine--fructose-6-phosphate transaminase (isomerizing) GFA1 (gene gfa1). NCBI's taxonomy places the organism in Eukaryota, Fungi, Ascomycota, Eurotiomycetes, Eurotiales, Aspergillaceae. The transcript is spliced from 6 exons. The record is from RefSeq and is a predicted model, not a curated record. Gene Ontology annotation, biological process: protein N-linked glycosylation; fructose 6-phosphate metabolic process; UDP-N-acetylglucosamine metabolic process. Gene Ontology annotation, molecular function: L-glutamine:D-fructose-6-phosphate transaminase (isomerizing) activity; carbohydrate derivative binding. The coding region runs from base 1 to 2085 and encodes 694 amino acids.